AGAACUGUAAAUAUAAGGCCUCUGUGAUCCUCCCCGCUUCCUGCCGCGCUUGCGCUUCACCUCCAGCCAUGCCGCCCUACAUUAUCGUCUACUUCCCCGCCCAAGGGCGCUGUGAGGCCAUGCGCAUGCUGCUGGCUGAUCAGGGCCAGAGCUGGAAGGAGGAGGUGGUGACCAAGGAGACUUGGCUGCAGGGCUCUCUCAAGGCGACCUGUCUGUACGGGCAGCUCCCCAAGUUCCAGGAUGGAGACUUCACCCUGUACCAGUCCAAUGCCAUCCUGCGCCACCUGGGCCGCUCUCUCGGGCUCUACGGCAAAGACCAGCGGGAGGCGGCGCUGGUGGACAUGGUGAACGAUGGUCUGGAGGACUUCCGCAACCUCUGUAGCCACUUCAUCCGCCACAACUAUGAGGAGGGCAAGGCCCAGUAUGUUCAGGAGCUGCCGGUGCACCUGAAGCCUUUUGAGACCCUGCUGUCCCAGAACCAAAGAGGCCAGGCCUUCAUCGUGGGUGACCAGAUCUCCUUCGCGGACUACAACCUGCUGGACUUGCUGCUGAAGCACCAGGUCCUGGCCCCCGGCUGCCUGGACUCCUUCCCGCUGCUCUCGGCCUACGUGGCUCGCCUCAGCGCCCGGCCCAAGCUCAAGGCCUUCCUGGCCUCCCCUGAGCACGUGAACCGCCCUAUCUUUGGAGCCCGCAAGAUAUGAGCCUGCUCAGCCUCCUCUGGGAGAGUGGCUGCGCUUGGGAACCAAUAAACACGGUGAGAGGAAA
Messenger RNA from Hipposideros armiger (great roundleaf bat), 765 nucleotides. RefSeq names its product glutathione S-transferase P 2-like. Gene Ontology annotation, cellular component: cytosol. The transcript has 7 exons. Bases 69 to 701 code for a protein of 210 amino acids. Gene Ontology annotation, biological process: glutathione metabolic process. Gene Ontology annotation, molecular function: glutathione transferase activity. The record is from RefSeq and is a predicted model, not a curated record. Lineage: Eukaryota; Metazoa; Chordata; Mammalia; Chiroptera; Hipposideridae.